This is a messenger RNA of Musca domestica (house fly), 2575 nucleotides long. Its product is annotated as exocyst complex component 3. Gene Ontology annotation, biological process: exocyst localization; exocytosis. Gene Ontology annotation, cellular component: exocyst. The transcript has 2 exons. The record is from RefSeq and is a predicted model, not a curated record. Bases 209 to 2422 code for a protein of 737 amino acids. Lineage: Eukaryota; Metazoa; Arthropoda; Insecta; Diptera; Muscidae. Gene Ontology annotation, molecular function: SNARE binding.
GCUCCUCUAUUCUAAACAGAGAAUAUUCUCUUCUGUUUUGUUUCAAUACUAUGUUUAUUGGUUAAAUUCUUUUUCUCAACUUUCUGUGUUUGUGUGUCAUUUGACAUGACAGCAUAUUUGACAUAUUUGUUUCGUGGACUGAUUCUAUCUACGUCCCUUGAAAAUCUUUUGUUUUUACACAAAAACCUAUUUCAAAACCCGGGAAAACAUGGAUUUACAACAGCUGGAAGAGGAGGCACGCCAGGCUGCUUUAAAAGACAUUAAAAACAUGCUGCAACGUCCGGGACAGUUGGAAAAAGUUGAACAGUAUCGUCAUCGAGUGGCCCGAAAAAAAGCUUCCGUUGAGGCACUGCUCAAGACCGGAAUGCAAAACCAAUUAGAAGGAGUACGGGUUGGUCUGAAACAGCUAAAAGCUUGUCUGGAAGAUGUGAGGGAGGUAAAGCGUAGCAUCAGUGAAGUGGAAAAGUUAAUGCAGGGCGUACCCGAACUAUACGAUGCACUGGAAGAUGUACGUGAGGAAAAUACCAAACAUUCUCAAUUGGCCACUGCUGUGGAGAACAUCAAACACAUAUUGAAUGUGGAGUCGAGUGUUCAAAAGACAAUGGCUCUAAUCGAUGAGGACAAGUUGUUAAACGCCCAUCAAUGUUUGGCUGACUUGGAAAAUGCCCGAGAUGAUUUGUUGUAUGAACUGCACAAACAACCGAAGCAGCAUGCUUCUGAUAGAAUAACGCUGAAGACUCAUUUUGAGAAAAUUGAUAGCGUGGCCCAGGCUCUGGAGAAGAAACUUCGUCUGAUACUGAGUCGAACACUAAAUACGGUACGUAAGGAACCGAAGUACAUUGUUACGGCCUUGCGUAUAAUUGAACGAGAGGAGAAGAACGAUCAGUUUGCCCUGCAACAGGAAAAGGUGACUUCAUUUAGGCCACCUGGACGUCCACGUCAAUGGCGGGCUAUGGCAAUGAAUGUCCUCAAAGAAGCUGUGGUGACACGUAUUGAAGGUUCCCGGGUGGAGGAGAGGGAAGAUAAUAAAAUGUGGUUGGUCAAGGACUUGGAGAUGCUGCGGCGGAAUAUUUUGGUCGACUUAAGAGUGGUGAAAUCUUUGUGUGUGCCUUGUUUCCCACCGCACUAUAAUAUAUUUGAGGAAUAUGUACGGAUGUACCAUGAGGCAUUGUCGAACUAUAUUGAAAAUAUUGCCAGUGGGUUGCAGGGCAAUGAAUAUGUUUCCUUACUUUCCUGGGUCAUCAACACCUACCCCGGCUAUGAACUAAUGCGCCAUCCUGACCUAAAUGUUAACAUACAACAAUUGGUGGGUCCGCUAUUGCCGCCCAGCCGCCUUCGCACUUUGGAAGAUGAAUAUUUGGGCAAUAUGCAAAAGAAUUUCACUGAAUGGAUGGCAAAUACAGCCGAAAAAGAUCGUUCUCAAUGGUUCUCGGAAGAGACACCCGAUCAAGCUGAACAAUAUUAUCACAGUCCUGCAGCAGUGAUACUUUUUGAAAUGAUCAAUCAACUGCUGCAGGUCACUGAAACAAUACACAGCGAUUUGACAUUCAAAGCUCUUGUCAUGAGCGUACGACAGUUGGAUAUUUUCGGCCAAACUUAUUUGAAAUAUGUGGUCGAGUUGAAGGAGCACCACUUCCCUAAACGUGAUCAAAUUAAAUUUUUUACCCAUCACAUAAUAGCUAUUGUGAAUAACAGCCAACAGAUUUUGGAUUUGGCCCAACAGCUAAAGCAGAAAUAUUGGCCCAAUGCUCGUACCGAACAUUACGAAGAUUUUGAAAAAUUGCUUGAAACAUUCCAACUUAUUCGUACACAAGCAGCAGGCUACCUACUGGAAGAGGCCUUUUUGGAUUUGGAUGGCUAUUUCAAUGAAUUAUUCAAACCAGAAUGGCUGACAUCUACUAUCUCCGUAGAUACCAUAUGCAUAACGUUGGAAGACUAUUUUCAGGAUUACAAUCAUUUGACGCCUUGCAAUUUCGAAAUGGUCAUCAACGAAGCUCAAAAACAAUUGGCCAAACGUUAUAUACGCGCCAUGCUUUCGAAACGUCUAUCCCGUCCCACAUCCGACUGUGAAGCGAUAAAAACCAAGAUCACUCAAGAAGCCAAGCGUCUGGAGAGGUUCUUUGAAAAAAUCGCACCGAAUCUUUCGCUAAACGAUUCUCCCUUGAAAUUAAUUUCAAUGCUCUCGGGACUUUUGGUGUGCGAUCUGGAAGUUUUACUCCUAGAUUUACACACUCUCUUGGGUAAUUAUCCCUCUUUGACAGAGGAACAAAUUGUACGUCUAUUCUAUAUUCGUAACGAUGUUAAAGCAGCCGAAGUAAGACAGAAAGUACAGGAUGCAAAUCAAUCGAAGAAACCGAUGGUUACAAUCGACAAGCAAGAUUUGAUAUUUAAAGAAAUUGUGUUCAACGAUAAAUUGUGGUAAAUAUAAUAAAUAUUCCUUCCUAAAAAUGUUACACCGGCAGACACAAGGUCACCUGCAAACGUGUGUACUAGUAUUAUAAUACAUAUAAAACGAAAUGUAAAAGGGCAUAACAAUAAAUAUUUUAUAAAGUCAAUAAAAUGUUUAUAAAACAUA